Messenger RNA from Nasonia vitripennis (jewel wasp), 1509 nucleotides. Its product is annotated as protein ALP1-like. The transcript has 3 exons. Lineage: Eukaryota; Metazoa; Arthropoda; Insecta; Hymenoptera; Pteromalidae. The coding region runs from base 399 to 1214 and encodes 271 amino acids. The record is from RefSeq and is a predicted model, not a curated record.
UGAAUACAACUCUUCCAAAAAUACGUAUAUAAAUAGACACAGCGUUGUUUACAUUUACAAAUUGGCCUUUGCGUAAUUACUGAAGUAAGUUAAAAUGAAUUAUUAAUGUAUUCAUUGAUUUAGCAUGGGAUCUAAUUUUUAAUACUGCAUUAGUAUUCAAGAAUAAUGAAAAUUAUCUGGAAAUCAGAAUAAUACUAGUAGAGUUGAGUCAACAAGUGAUUGAAUUGAAACAAUACCUUGCUCGAAGAAGAAAGAAGUUCAGGAGAUGGUGGAGCAAACCACUGAUUCGACAAAACUAUCUAACAGGAUAUGGUGGUUACGCAAUGACCUUUCAGUAUUUUCAACUUAUUGAUGAGGAGCAAUUUAUAAAUUUCACCCGGAUGAAUGUUCAGACAUAAAUGUAUGUGUAUGAACUUGUUAGAGAAAGAUUGGUCAAAAGAAGUCGAAGACCACCUUUCCCACCAGAGCUGAGAUUUUCUUUAACUUUAAACUAUUUGGCGCAUGGUGAUUCAAUUAGAAAAAAUGAAUGGUUUUAUAAUAUUGGAUUGUCUACUGUCAAACAAGUAAUACCAGAAGUAUGCACUGUUUUAUGCGAAGUACUCAUGCCACUAUUCCUCUCAUUUCCUUCACGUCAACAAUUUCAAGUCAUAGCAAAUGAAUUUAUGGAAGAUUUGCAUUUCCCAAAUUGCAUAGGAGCUCUUGACGGAAAACAUUGUAGGAUUAGGAAGCCUGGAGGUAGUGGUAGCUUAUUUUUCAACUUCAAAAAUUUCCAUAGCAUAGUUCUGAUGGCGUGUUGUGAUUCGAAGAAACGUUUUAUUUGGGCAAAUAUUGGAGAUUAUGGAUCUUGCAAUGAUGCAAGUGUAUUCGCUGAGAGUGAUUUUGGAAAUGUUUUAUUAAAUAAUCAGAUCCAGCUACCGCCUUCACAACCAUUGCCAAACACACACAUCCAAAGUCCAUAUGUGUUAAUUGGAGAUGGAGGCUUUCCAUUGAAAGAUUAUUUAAUGACGCCUUUUCUAAGAAACGAGAACAUAACAAUACCGCACCGAGUUUUUAAUUACAGACUGAGCCAUGCACGUAGAAUAAUUGAAAGUGCUUUUGGAGAAGUGACUGAAAGGUGGUUAGUCAACGAAUCAAGUUUAAAAUGGAAGCUAGCAACAUCAGAAAGGAUAAUUAUAAGCUCACUAUGUCUUCAUAAUGUUAUAAAAGACUUUUAGUACAACGAGGUAGGAAACAGAUGGAACAAUAAUCAUGGAAUCGUACCCAUUUUUCAACACCAGGAUAUUAACAGAGAUAGAAUACGGGAACAGUUAUGUGAUGUCCCAUGGCAGUGGGCAAGAAUGUAAAAAAGUACCACAAAAGAAGAGUAAAGCAGAAUGUUCAGUGCAGCUAAAAAUACAAGAGGGUAAACUUUAAGAAAAGAUUGUAUUUGAUUUUUUUUAAUGUAACAUACAGAUGAAGUAAUAAUUUAAAAAUUUUCAAAAAUGUGUAACUCAAAUUAUUGCAAUUUUA